Didymella exigua CBS 183.55 is the source of this 655-nucleotide messenger RNA. RefSeq lists its product as uncharacterized. The record is from RefSeq and is a predicted model, not a curated record. NCBI's taxonomy places the organism in Eukaryota, Fungi, Ascomycota, Dothideomycetes, Pleosporales, Didymellaceae. The transcript has a single exon. The coding region runs from base 91 to 294 and encodes 67 amino acids.
AGGAGUGAUCCACGAGCUCAAAAGCUCAGCCGAGUCUUCCACUCUAUCUCAGUUCAAAAAACGCUAAUUGAACACGAGGCUCAAGGCCUCAUGCAGGCUCUUAUUAAUGAGAGGCAGCGUAGAAAGCGAGGCAAGGCUCUCCCUCUAGAAGCAGGCGAGGAGUAUCACAGUGGCGCUAUAUUCUGGUCCCCAAGGAAGGUGAAGGAGGCACGUGAUCGCCAGCACCAACAAGAGCUCGAAGAGGAGCAACUACAACACCAGAAGGCUGAGACAGCUCGCGUACGUGAGGAGUAGAGGCAGGAGAAGCUUAGGAAAGUUGAGGCAAGGCGUGCAGCAAGAGCAGCAGCUCAAUUAAUAAGGCAAGAGGAGAAGGCUCGUAAGGCUGCUGAUCAAGCCUCACGACAGGCAGCUCGUAGGACUCAACAACGACUUGAGCAAGCUCAAAAAACUGCCCAAAGAGGCAAGACAACACGCUCUAAGGCAGCUACUAAGGCAGGUUCUAAAAAGAGAGUAGCUACGCAGCCUCAGGGUGGUGGUCAGGCCUCAGGUGCUGUAGCAGGCCCACCACCAUCUCAAUCACGACACGGCCGAGCAAUCAAGCUCCUAGCUAAAUAUAGAUAGCUGCAUAUAUAAAUUAAUACCUAUAGAACUUGAU